AUGAUGAGCAACUAUCGGAAUGACCAAACACCCUCUCCGGGUCACCCAUUGACUGGUUACCAACUAUCUGAUAACCCUUAUGCUCCUCCGCGUCAUUUGGAAAUGCCUUCGACAGACCGACUGCUAGACCAGCCAACGUACUCGGUAGAAGGUAUUCACAACUCAUACGGACACAAUGAAGUCUAUGAAGGCCACCCCGGCCACGAGUACUCCCUAAACCCCGAAGCCCAUCAUGACGCCUACUACACUCAACCUUACCAGCCCACGGUAACGCCACAGGAAGACUAUGACAUAGGCCAAUACCAUGAAACUCAUCAGCCGGAUGACCGUGUUCCGAUUUUGCACCAGCCGGAAAACCCUUUUGGGCCGGAUCCCUAUGGUGAUGAGUAUGCAGAAGACUACCAGGAUGAUCCCACCAUUGCACCCACUCCGAGUCCCGCUCCUUUGCGACGAUGGAAGACAGUGAAGGAAGUGCAACUUUUUAACGGUAACCUUGUCUUGGACUGCCCAAUCGCACCCAAACUUCUAAACCAGGUUCCUCACGCCGAGCCACCGGGUCGUGAUGAGUUCACGCACAUGCGUUAUUCCGCCGCAACCUGUGACCCAAAUGAUUUCUUCGAGGAGCGCUUCACCCUGCGACAGAAACUCUUCGCGAAGCCCCGACACACGGAGCUUUUCAUUGUCGUCACCAUGUACAACGAGGAUGACUUCCUCUUCGCCCGAACAAUGAUCGGUGUAUUCAAGAACAUUGAGUACAUGUGCUCGCGGACAAGUAGCAAGACCUGGGGCAAGGAUGCCUGGAAAAAGAUUGUGGUUUGCGUCAUUAGUGAUGGUCGUGCGAAGAUCAAUCCACGUACCCGAGCUGUGCUGGCUGGUCUGGGUGUCUACCAAGAUGGAAUUGCAAAGCAGCAGGUCAAUGGCAAGGAUGUCACAUCUCACAUUUACGAGUACACCACUCAAAUGGGUUUGGAGUUGAAGGGGCAGCAGGUUUCGGUCAAGCCCCGGUCUGGGCCCCCUGUUCAGAUGAUCUUUUGUCUGAAGGAGAAGAACCAGAAGAAGAUCAACUCGCACCGUUGGUUCUUCUCGGGCUUUGGUCGUGUUUUGGAACCCAACAUCUGUGUCCUUUUGGAUGCAGGAACUAAGCCCGGAAAGGACUCCAUCUAUCACCUGUGGAAGGCAUUCGAUGUUGAGCCUAUGUGUGGAGGAGCUUGCGGUGAAAUCAAGGUCAUGUUGUCUCACGGAAAGAAACUGCUCAACCCGCUGGUCGCUGGGCAGAACUUUGAGUACAAGCUGAGCAAUAUUCUGGACAAGCCGUUGGAAUCGUCCUUUGGAUUCAUCACUGUGCUUCCCGGUGCCUUUUCCGCAUACCGAUACGUGGCUUUGCAGAACGACAAGAACGGUCAAGGUCCACUUGAGCGAUAUUUCCUUGGUGAGAAGAUGCACGGUGCCAAUGCCGGUAUCUUCACUGCCAACAUGUAUCUGGCCGAGGAUCGAAUUCUGUGCUUUGAGAUCGUUUCCAAGCGCAACUGCCGCUGGCUGCUGCAGUAUGUCAAAUCGUCGACAGGAGAGACCGAUGUCCCGGACCGCAUGGCGGAAUUCAUUCUUCAGCGUCGUCGGUGGUUGAACGGUAGUUUCUUUGCCGCCGUCUACGCUAUUGCCCAUUUCUACCAGAUCUGGAGAAGCGACCAUAGUGUUGGGCGAAAGAUGGCGCUGAUGCUUGAAUUCGUUUACCAAACUGUUGCGAUGCUGUUUGCUUGGUUUGGAAUCGGCAACUUCUUCUUGGUUUUCCACAUUCUAACAACGUACCUUGGUGACGCGCAACUACUCGGUACAACUGGUAAAGUGCUUGGUGUGGUUUUUGAAUGGCUCUAUCUCGCGACCUUGGUUACUUGCUUUGUUUUAGCUCUGGGUAACCGCCCCGGUGGAUCGAACAAGUUCUACAUGACCAUGGUGUAUUUCUGGAUUGGUAUCAUGAUCUACUUGGCAUUUGCAGCAAUCUUUGUGACGGUCAAAUCGAUCCAGACCGAAGUUUCGGAGGACAAUUUCACCGUGGGCAAACUGUUUUCCAACUACCAGUUCUUCACGAUCAUCGUUUCCAUUGGUUCAACGUAUGUCAUGUGGUUUGUGGCAUCUUUGAUCUUCCUCGACCCAUGGCACAUGUUUACUUCGUUCAUCCAAUACAUCCUGCUCACUCCAACCUAUAUCAACGUGCUGAACAUCUACGCCUUCUGUAACACUCAUGACAUUACAUGGGGUACCAAGGGAGAUGACAAGGCAGAAAAGCUGCCCUCGGCCAACCUGAAGCCCGGCGGCAAGGUUGAUGUCAACAUCCCCCAGGACGAUGGCGACCUGAACGCGCAGUAUGAAGCCGAAUUGGCGACAUUCGCCACCAAGCCGCCCAAGGAGGUUGAGAUCAUUUCCGAAGAAGACAAGCAAGCCGACUACUACAAGGGAUUUCGAAGUGCAGUCGUGUUGGCGUGGGUAUUCUGCAACUUCGCCCUGGGAGCCGUUGUGUUGAGCGCAGCGGGUCUGGAACAGUUUGGUGGCAAGGACAACGAUAGCACACAAAACAAGCGCGCCUCUAUCUACAUGGGUGUUGUCCUGUGGAGUGUGGCAGUUCUCUCUAUGAUCAAAUUCUGCGGUGCGAUGUGGUAUUUGGUUGUACGAAUGGUAAGCUUGCUCGUCCAUUGGCCAAAUUAA
Messenger RNA from Aspergillus wentii DTO 134E9, 2700 nucleotides. It is a transcript of the gene chsA, whose product is annotated as chitin synthase class I. The transcript has 4 exons. Gene Ontology annotation, molecular function: chitin synthase activity. The coding region runs from base 1 to 2700 and encodes 899 amino acids. Gene Ontology annotation, cellular component: cell septum; cell periphery. NCBI's taxonomy places the organism in Eukaryota, Fungi, Ascomycota, Eurotiomycetes, Eurotiales, Aspergillaceae. The record is from RefSeq and is a predicted model, not a curated record.